AUGAAAAUCCAAAAAGGGAAAGCAAAAGGUCUAAUAAGGCUGACCCGAAGCGGAGCAAUCCUCAGGUCGUUGCAGGUUGGCCAUCUUGGUUAUCUGAAAUCUGUGGAGAAGCUCUCAAUGCUUGACUUCCACGAAAGGCUGAUUCUUUCGAGAAGAUUGAGAAAAAAAAGACCCAGUGAUACUUCUGGUGCUGAAUUCGAUUCUGCCAUUAGCCGUCUGUUUCAGAGUCUGACGAAUGUCUCCAGAGAAUUCUUAUACAGAUCAGCCUCAUGUGCUGGAGUUAUAGAUGAAAGCGAUUAUGAGUUUGUUCAGAGUAUAUGUGAAAGCUUGGUUUCAUUAGGCUCAACAAACUUGCAGUGUAUUGCUACUGAUGAUGGCAUUCUCGCUUUGUACCUUCAACAGUGUAUUGCAGUGAAUUGGUGUAUCUAG
Messenger RNA from Microthlaspi erraticum, 429 nucleotides. Lineage: Eukaryota; Viridiplantae; Streptophyta; Magnoliopsida; Brassicales; Brassicaceae. The record is from the annotation of a GenBank genome assembly.